GGAGGUAAAAAUAGUAACAGGUAUCAGAUCUCUUAAACCCCCCAGUCCGAGUGCUGCAGCUGAACUGCUGAAACAAAGAGGAUUGAAGAUCGUGUGCAGACACACAGCUCUUAUUUCACUCACUCCUGCUCCAUCUUCAACAACAACAACAACAACAACAACAUUAGAUGAUUUAUGAAGAAUCUGCGGGAAGUCCACAGACGAUUAGAGGGAACUAAAGUAACGACACAACAGCAAACCAACAGGGCCAGGACCCUUCUGGUGGUUGUUAUGGAGUAUGUAAGAUAUGAAGAUGAUGAAGAUGAUGACGAUGCAGAGACUCAGUACAUGAUUGAACAAAGUCUGCUGGAGAGCAACAAACAGAAGGAAACACAGCAAGGUUCGACAACACCAGCCAGCAAAAGCUCUGAGCCUGAGUCCGCUGACAGCAGUGCAAUCUUCACUGCUAUAAGACAAGGUAAUGAGAAGCUCUUGAAGGGUCUCAGUGUCCAGCAGACAGACAGGUUUUCACAGACAGACAGCCGCGGAUGGACUCCUCUCCACGAAGCUGCAGCUCAGAGAAACCAAAACAUUCUGGAGCUCACAUUCAAAGUUUCAGGCUCUGUGGACUGUCGGACUCUGCGAGGACAGACUCCUCUGCUCCUGGCAGUAGAAGCAGGUCUGAUAGAAAACGCAUCCUUUCUCCUCCAACACGGAGCCAAGCCGGACAUUCAGGACUGUGACCUGGACUCGCCGCUGCUCUUAGCAAUCCGCUCAGGCCGCGCUGAAAUGGUGCAGCUGCUGCUCCAUCAGGGCUCCUGCGUGAACAAGGAAGGCUUGCACGGCCGCCGCCCACUCCACGAGGCCUCCCGGCUGGGUAACGUGGAGCUGGUUACCAAACUCCUGGAGGCCGGGGCGCGGCCAGACCCCCGCAGCCACUACGGGCUCACUCCGCUAGCUCUGGCUGCUCAGAACGGAGACCUGGAGGUGAUGGAGAUUCUGCUGAGGAGAGGGGCGGAUGUCCUGUCCCAGGCGCAGGACGAGGCGUCCAUCCUGUACGAGGCGUCUGCGUCUGGAGACCCUGCUGUCAUCAGUCUGCUGCUGGAAUACGGCGCCGACGCCAACGUCGCCAAAAACACAGGACACAUGCCGAUCCACCGCGCCGCACACAGAGGGCACCUGCAAGUUUUAAAUCAGCUGAUUCCAGUCACUUCUAAGGGAGAAGUGGACGACAGUGGGAUAAAUCCACUACAUUCUGCUGCUGCAGGCGGACAUGCACACUGCAUCAAGGCCUUGCUGGAUGAGGGGUUUGACCCCAACGACAUGCUCCAUCCCUGGGUUCAGCGUAGCUAUGACGACGGAAGGAAGUCAGCACUCUUCUUUGCAGUCUUGAAUAAUGACGUGCCGUCAGCCAAACUACUGCUGGAGGCCGGUGCCAUGGCCAACCAAGACCCAAUCAAAUGUCUGCAGGUUUCGUUGCGUGUGGGCAACUAUGAGUUGAUCAACCUGUUGCUGAGGUAUGGAGCCAACGUCAACUAUUUCUGCAAAGUAAACACAACUCACUUCCCCUCAGCACUGCAGUACGCCCUUAAAGAUGAGGUGAUGCUUAGGAUGCUGUGUAACUAUGGUUACGAUGUAGCACGCUGUUUUGACUGUCCCUACGGUAACAGCUCCCACAUCCCUGAAGACUACGAGGGAUGGAGCGACACCGUCAUCAAAGACACCAUGUUCUGCGAGGUGAUCACUGUCUCCUGGCUGAAGCACCUCUCAGGUCAGCUGGUGCUCGUCCUGUUGGAUUACCUGGAUCAUGUGACCCUUUGCUCCAAGCUGAAGGCGGCAGUGAUGGAGCAGAAGCAGUGGCCGGACAUCUGCAGGCUGCAAGAAAAUGCCCGCUGUCUGCAGCACCUCUGCCGGCUGCAGGUGCGUUGUUGUCUCGGGCGCCUUCGCCUCCGUUCGCCGGUCUUCAUGAGCUUCCUGCCGGUGCCGGAGCGCCUGAAGGACUACAUCCUUUACCGGGAGUACGACCUGUAUGGCCGCCAGAGCAGCACGCCGCGCUGACGGGGAAAUACACUUUUUUUGUCUUUAUAACUCAUAAAACAAACAGAAAAUAAAAAGUUACGGAACCCGUAAAGGGACAUGGGGAAAUAAAAAAAAACUUAAAUUGUUCUCGUGCUCGGUAAUUUUUGGGAUUUAUCAGCACGAGAAACUUUCGCGUGGAGCACGGGAAACAUUUUUUUAUUUUUUAUUUCCCCAUGUCCCUUUACGGGUUCUGUAGAAAGUUAAGGUUAUAGGUCAUUUUAAAUAACGUUGCAGUUGUCACAGUUGCAGCCGUUGGUACAGUGGUGGUUCUUGGGGGGCCCGGCUGGGGCCAGUUAUUUUGUGAGGGGGUAAAAUAAACGAGCAAAGAACGACAAAGACAGUAUAAAACAUAAAAUACCGUAAUUGGUAUUUGUUUCUGUACAGGUAUUUAUUUCAGUAACUUUAAGUUACAGUUCUUUGUUUCAGUACUUCUUUUAGUAACUUAGUUACAAUUGUAUUAGAUUACACAAACAAUAUGAGCUGGAACAUGAAUAUCAGGCAAUUAACAAUCUCUAAUGUACAUCAGGGUCUCUGCAUCCCUGGCUAAAGUUUUUCUAAUUUCAUAUUACAGCAACAAUAACCUGCGGUUUUGGGGAUUUUUGGCUAACCAAUAAACAAAUGAGUCAUGAUUAAACGCCUUUGACCUCCUUGACUCAAAACUUAGCACACCAAGAUUGAUCAGCCUCUCAUCAAUCAGGGUGGAUCUGAGAAAAGUUUUGACCAACUUCAGUGGAAAAUCUUUGCUCACAAGUAGGAGAACUGACUGGGGUCGCUCUCUUGCAGAGUCUGAAGAGCUCAAAAACACUUCUUCAUAAGGCUCAAUGAACUGAACCAUCUCUACUGUACGACUGGGUCUCUGCAUCCCAGUCUGUAUUUUCCUUUCCAAACUUAUGCUGAAGUGAUGUAUUUCAUGCCCCAAGUCAUUAAUUUUUUCAUAAUACAAUUGAGCAAAAAGUCAUCACUUUUUGGGUCAAGAGCUUGGAUUGUAUUCAUUAAGUCACAGUUUGUCUUUGAAAACCAUUUAUUAAGCUCAUGUAUCAUCUGAUCAAUGAUAGGGUUGAAAAAAGCUGUACGAUACCUGUCUAUCUGGAUCUGUCUCUCUCUGCCCAACUGAAAUCAGUACACAGUGUUCAGCAAGUUUAGAGCGAAGUCUUUUCUGUUGUUUUGCUGCUGGCUGUAUUGCAGUAUCACUUUGCUCACAAACGUUCAAAACUUAAUUCCACAAGUUAAUUAAACUAAUUAAUGUUUGAACUAAAGAUUCAACUUAAUCAACAACUUUUGAAAAGUCAAGUGAUGAAGAUUGUAACAUAUCGGAGAGAAGUUUUUGUUUCUCCCAACACGCAGUUUUACAAGAUGCACAAUGAGUUCAAGAUCCGACUGAAAGCAGACCACACGCCUCAAUAGAUCUCUCACCAUUGCAUUCUUGGGAUAUGUCUUGCAGUACUCUCUUAAGGGCGGGCAAUCUAUCCAUAAUAUUACGAAGAUAUAUUAACCUGCAUGCCCAUCUGCUGUCACUUAAUUGUUGGAGUUCUCUUAGUGCACUUUCGUACAUCUGCUCUGCUUCUGGGACAGCUUUGACUGCAUCUACCAAAACUAAAUUUAGACAGUGAGCAUUGCAAUGAAUGUAAAAGGCAUAUUUAGCUUACUCUCUGAUUCUAGCCUAGACCCCUGAGUGUUUACCACUCGUGAUGGCAGCCCCAUCAUAUGCUACAAGGUUGUUUUUGUAAUCAAGACAGUAACUUUCCAAUAUGUGAAUUGUUUUCGUAGCUGAAAAUGCAGAAAAACUCUCCUUGAUAGCGCCAUUGAAGUAGUACCUGAGUACCUGAGUACUAGAGAAGUCUGUUCUUUUGUUUCAUCUGCCAAGAUGCUAAAGACUUUACUGUGUCUCACUUUGAACCCAGAACUUAAUUCUGAAUGUUUCUACUUGAUUUUCUUACUACCUUUGUCAAGGUUAGCAAUUGUCUCUAGAAUUGCAUUGAAGUUCCCUUGAUUAGCCGAGCCUGCAGACUCAUGGUGUCCUCUUCAGGCUAUGUUUUGUGUUGCAGUAAGUAACAGCACUUCCCCUAUAGUUUUUAUAUAUUCCCGGUUUUCUCUAAUGUGUUUAUUAUAUAAUUUGUUAAGAACAUUUGCCAGUGUUGCAUUAUUUGUUACAGCUUUCUGAUGGGCCUUCCAUGCAAUCAUAGCUUGUUUGUGCCUUUCAGAUCUGGCAUGGAUUGCAAAUCCCCCCACUUUGUACGUUGUUUUCGUCAAGUUUUUGAAUCCGGAAGGUGAAUCAAAAACUGUGCAUGUGAUUUUAGGAGGGCUAAGAUGUCUGCUGGCAUAACAGUAUGCAGAGUCCAACAGUUGAGAGUACUCCUUUUCCGGUCCCCCAUCAAGGUCCUUGGAAACUAUUUUAAGCUUUGGCUGCAUUGCUGGCUCUUCUUUACAUUUGCUGAUAUCUGUGGAGAAAUAUAAACCAAAUAAAUGUGACUCUUGAUCUGUCGCUCACUGCUCUGUGCCCUCACUUUCAAACCAGUCCUCUGGGUCUCAAUCUCCAGUUCCUCCUGUGUCUAUGCCUGUCUGUCUGCUUCAUCAUUUUUGUUUUUUUGGGCCGAAAGAAGGACAUGACGUUUUCAUUUUGAAGAACUAUAGAGCAAAAACAAUGGAGAGCACAACAAUUCAGCAACCCAGAAUAUUAAUGUAUAACUACUAUCUUACUAUUGCUGUCGUGCUUCAAUUAUUUUAAGUUGCAGUAGUCUUCUCGCUCACAGUUUAAAACUAAAUAAUAUAAAGAUGAUCAUAAUGUAUAGCCAGGCACCAACUCAAACUAACUGUUUGGGAAGAUAUAAAUGUUCCUCCACACAUUACCGCACACUCUACACGACAUGUGACGUCUCGUCUGAGCCUUUCAAUGAAAGCAAACUGUUAAGUAAACGUAUGUUAGCCAACAACUACAUCUACUGACCAUGAGUCUUUCCUUGUAAAAAUUAAACAGAUACAAUAGUUUUACAAGAACAAAAACAUAAUGUGACAAGGAAUAGCUUUUUAAAGCUGUUGAAAUAGUCUUAUUUGACAAUGAGUGCUAAAGUUAGCUUAGCUUGCUAACUAUUAACUGAAUGUAGCGUUGUUACCUUGCUACACCAACAGCAGCAGUUUUAAAUGUUUAGGCCAAAUAGUUUUUAUGUUUUCAAUCAGUUUUUUCUGAUAAAGAAGGGUUAAUGUGUUUUUUCAGGAAAUAAGGCGUAUUUCAUUGUCUUUAGCUUAAUGUCAAGAGAUGUCUUUAUUUAAAUCUGUAAAACAUGUUGCAGGGGAUUUUCUUGUUUUUCUGGUGAUCCAUUUUCUAAAGCUAAUGUUAAUCAUUUACCAGAUGAAAGGCGCCAUUGUUUUGGUUACAUUUUACUUUCUCUUACUUAUAUAUGUUGUUUAUAUGAUCAUGAAAAAUUCUUCCCAAAACUGGUUGAAAUCAUUUUCUAGAGGUUUAGGGUUCUGAUUUAGUUCCCUAUUCCUUUUGGUCAAAGGUUAUUUAUUUAUCAUUUUAAUUUGUGAUGUUGAAGUACUUGACUCAUCUCUGCACUAGCUGCUGCUAAUGUUAAUUGUAAAGGAUUACUGAAUCAUCCCUCUGUUACUUGGUGUACUUGAAAUCAACUCUGUAUACAAGAGUGAUUUUCUUUCGUUUCAUUUUCAGAAGUUUAAUAGAAAUGUCGUUUAAAUUGCAGUUUGAAAGGUGACGUCUGUUCGGCCCCUGAAAAGAUCAAUUUCUAAAUAUUUUUU
Eleginops maclovinus (Patagonian blennie) is the source of this 5808-nucleotide messenger RNA. It is a transcript of the gene asb14a, whose product is annotated as ankyrin repeat and SOCS box containing 14a. Gene Ontology annotation, molecular function: protein binding. The coding region runs from base 175 to 2037 and encodes 620 amino acids. Gene Ontology annotation, cellular component: T-tubule. Gene Ontology annotation, biological process: intracellular signal transduction; protein localization to T-tubule; regulation of cardiac muscle contraction. The record is from RefSeq and is a predicted model, not a curated record. NCBI's taxonomy places the organism in Eukaryota, Metazoa, Chordata, Actinopteri, Perciformes, Eleginopidae. The transcript is spliced from 14 exons.